UUUUGUUUCCGGGUAUGCGCAGAGUCUACUGCGCGGUAAGUCCGUCCAGCAGCCGUCUCACCCACACUGUUGUCUUUACCUUUCUCCCUCGUUGUCUUUAGUAGUUGCAGCUGCAGGACCGCCACUUUUCAUCUUACAAUAUGGCCACCAGGAUUGCUGUGGUAACAGGUGGAAACAAGGGCAUCGGCCUGGCCAUAGUGAAGGCACUCUGCAAAGACUUUAAAGGAACUGUUUAUCUCACAGCUAGAGAUGCUGGCCGUGGUCAGGAAGCAGUGGAGUCUCUGUCCUCCGAGGGACUGAAGCCAAUGUUCCAACAAUUGGACAUCAACGACAUUAACAGCAUCACUGCUGCUGCCACCUACUUUAAAGACAAGUAUGGAGGCGUUGAUGUCCUGAUCAAUAAUGCCGGAAUAGCUUUCAAAGUGGCAGACACGGCUCCCUUUGCUGUCCAGGCAGAGGUGACUCUCAAGACAAACUUCUUUGCCACCAGAGACAUGCUGACUCACUUCCUGCCAAUCAUCAAAGCAGGAGGUCGUGUUGUGAACGUCUCAAGCUUCGUCAGUGUCCGCACUUUAAACCUUUGCAGCCCUGCGCUGCAGCAGCGUUUCCGCAGUGAGGACAUCACAGAGGACGAGCUUGUGCAGCUGAUGCAGCAGUUUGUGGACCUGACCAAGAAAAAUGAACACAAGCAGGGUGGCUGGCCUGAGAUGGCAUACGGAGUGUCAAAGACAGGCCUGACGACUCUGUCCAUGAUCCUGGCUCGCCAGCUUUCCAAGGAGAGACCAAAUGAUAAGAUCCUGUUGAACGCCUGCUGUCCAGGAUGGGUGCGCACUGACAUGGCUGGUCCAAAAGCACCAAAGUCUCCAGAAGAGGGCGCCAUUACUCCAGUCUACCUGGCCUUGUUGCCUCCUGGUGCCACAGAGCCUCAUGGAAAGUUUGUGUCAGACAAAGAGGUUCAAGUCUGGUGAAAUGGUUUCUUGAUGACACGUUGAGUCGAUUGUACAUGAAAUCCUUUGUUUCUCCAACAUCAUUUCUCAAAUACAUCGAUUAUGUGUAAGCAGAUCUCCAAACCAUCUUAGUUUGAAAUAUAUCCCCCAACCAGGGCAACCCUAGCAACAUCUUUAAUUCUGCAUGAUUUCUUCAGGCAUAAAAUCAAACAGUUGCUCACUGAUUGAAACCUUUAUCUUAUGUACUCCGUCACUCAUCUGUAUGGUUGGUCAACUCUGUACCUUCAUUGCUAUUACACCUCUGCUUAUCAUCCCUGUCUUAAACAGAACCAUUCGAUUUUUUCCUACUUACACAGUACAUCCUUUCCAUCGCUCCACUCUACUAUCAACUGUACCAACUGUAUCCCACUUUUUCUUUCUUCCCAGUGUUCAGACGAAACACUAAAUACAGUCCCCAGUCCUUACAUUUGUGGUACUUUUUCCAAAGGGUACUGCAGCUCAUCUUGACCUGCCACCUCUAAUUCCUGUAUGGAGACAACUUUGUUCAUAAUACUUGGAUGACACAUGGUACACAGUGUUUUCUAAAAAAAAAAAAAAAAAUUACUCAUUUGAAGAGAAAGUAAUUUAUCAUGGCAUUAGUAAUAAACUGGGAACUUUUUGAAAUGUGUUUCACUACUUGUCGAAAUCAAAUCAAAAUAAACAGAUAUUUUCAUAACA
Messenger RNA from Cynoglossus semilaevis (tongue sole), 1664 nucleotides. It is a transcript of the gene cbr1, whose product is annotated as carbonyl reductase 1. The transcript has 7 exons. NCBI's taxonomy places the organism in Eukaryota, Metazoa, Chordata, Actinopteri, Pleuronectiformes, Cynoglossidae. The record is from RefSeq and is a predicted model, not a curated record. Gene Ontology annotation, molecular function: carbonyl reductase (NADPH) activity. The coding region runs from base 141 to 968 and encodes 275 amino acids.